AUAUAAACGAAGAAACAGAUGAGAGUGAUGUGAUAAUACAAGAACAAAGAAGGGUUUGGUUUUGAUUUGAGAGAGAAUCGAAGAAGGAAUGGAGAAGCCUAGGCAAAUCUCAGCAAUGGAGGCAUUCGAGAAAUUGGAGAAGGUGGGAGAGGGAACCUACGGAAAGGUAUACAGAGCAAGAGAGAGAGCGACGGGGAAGAUCGUAGCCUUAAAGAAGACUCGUCUCCACGAGGACGAUGAAGGCGUUCCUCCCACCACUCUCCGCGAGGUCUCCAUCUUGCGCAUGCUCUCUCGGGAUCCUCAUGUCGUCAGAUUGAUGGAUGUUAAACAAGGACAAAACAAAGAAGGAAAGACUGUUCUUUACUUGGUAUUUGAGUACAUGGAUACUGAUCUCAAGAAAUACAUCCGCUCCUUUCGCCAAACUGGGGAGAACAUUCCCGUUAACAUUGUCAAGAGCUUGAUGUACCAACUGUGCAAAGGUGUUGCCUUCUGCCACGGUCAUGGGGUUUUACACAGGGACCUUAAGCCUCACAAUCUCCUCAUGGAUAGAAAGACCAUGACCCUUAAAAUAGCUGAUCUCGGCCUAGCUCGAGCUUUUACUCUUCCCAUUAAGAAGUACACUCAUGAGAUAUUAACACUAUGGUAUAGAGCACCUGAAGUCCUUUUGGGGGCUACUCAUUACUCAACUGCUGUGGAUAUGUGGUCUGUGGCCUGCAUCUUUGCCGAGCUGGUCACCAAACAGGCUCUAUUCCCUGGAGAUUCUGAGCUGCAGCAGCUCCUUCAUAUUUUCAGGUUGUUGGGUACUCCAAAUGAACAAGUCUGGCCUGGAGUAAGCUCACUACCAAACUGGCAUGAGUAUCCCCAGUGGAGCGCCCAGAGCCUGGCAUCAGCUGUUCCUAAUUUGGAUAGUGAUGGGCUACACCUGUUAUCGGAAAUGUUGCAAUAUGAUCCCUCAAAGCGUAUUUCAGCCAAAAAAGCUAUGGAACAUCCCUACUUUGCAGAUCUGAACAAGGCUUAUAUUUGAACAGAACAGGGGAUAACAGGAGUUUCGUAGUUGAAACCUAUCUGCUUCUCUCAAGCAUCUAGUAUUGGAUAAUUAGUACUACUGGUAGUGUCUUUUAUGAUUUGUUGCAUUCUGAAAUUUGACUUAUUAUUAGUUUAUCCCUCAAAUUCCUUUUUUGCUAAAAUCUACUUUGGUUUAAGAA
Gossypium raimondii (Peruvian cotton) is the source of this 1205-nucleotide messenger RNA. Its product is annotated as cell division control protein 2 homolog D. The transcript is spliced from 7 exons. Gene Ontology annotation, biological process: G1/S transition of mitotic cell cycle; regulation of gene expression; signal transduction. Lineage: Eukaryota; Viridiplantae; Streptophyta; Magnoliopsida; Malvales; Malvaceae. Gene Ontology annotation, molecular function: cyclin-dependent protein serine/threonine kinase activity; cyclin binding; ATP binding. The record is from RefSeq and is a predicted model, not a curated record. Gene Ontology annotation, cellular component: cytoplasm; cyclin-dependent protein kinase holoenzyme complex; nucleus. The coding region runs from base 89 to 1024 and encodes 311 amino acids.